Messenger RNA from Racocetra fulgida, 2808 nucleotides. NCBI's taxonomy places the organism in Eukaryota, Fungi, Glomeromycota, Glomeromycetes, Diversisporales, Gigasporaceae. The record is from the annotation of a GenBank genome assembly.
GGAUAUUUGAGCAGCAUGUCUGAGCAAGUCAGUCAGUUUUUCAUACCACUUAUGAGUAAAUGUCUAGGUUUUAAGACACCUAAAGAAGCUAUUGAUGGUCAUUACAUAGACAAAAAAUGCCCCUGGACUGGUAUGGUGUCUAUCCGAGGUCGUAUAUUAACUGGUGUAGUAGUUUCUGUCAAAAUGAAAAGAACAAUUAUUGUUCGCCGUGAAUAUUUGCACUACGUCACAAAAUAUAAUCGUUAUGAAAAACGUCACAAAAAUCUUGCUGCACAUUUGUCCCCCGCCUUUGUUGGUGUCUCAGUAAGUUCUGAAGAAAGUUCAAAAGGGACCAAAACAAUUUACCAAUAUAAAAUUGUCAAUCGCACCGGGUCAAUAAUCAUUAAUACUUUAUCGAAUAUGGAAGAUAUUGUAGCAUUCAAUUCAGUAGAAAUUGGACUUUCGCUGAAACCGCUAGAAAUAAGCGAUAAUCGAGAAUUAGCCAAUAAAAAGGAAGAAAUAAUACUUCGAUGCCCUUACCGACGAAACGAAUCAGCUUUUGAAUAUUGGCUAGCCGGCACAAUAUUAACCGAUUACUUGUUACGUAUUUACGUUAACGUUAAUGCCGUAUGUCGAAUUAGUAACAUUGAUAAUAAUGUCGGAAAGUCACACUCGAUUAUGGGCGACGCUGAGCGACAAGAAAUGCAACCACCACAGCAACAAUCAACUUCGUCGUUUAACAUCAUGUCGAUAUUAAAUCCGGCUCCAUCACCGCCGUCUCAUAGGUCCCAAACUGUAUUAGGAACAUCACUGCAACAAGAUUCACAUGCACACCCGACCUUACCGCCAGCUUCGUCAAUGACUCAACAAACGUACUACCAGUCAAGUCCUCACUCACAAGCCCAGUCUCCAACUUUUCAAAUCUCUUCAAAUUCACCAGUAAAUAUUUAUGGCUAUACGCCUCAAAAAUCAACUUUCUCACCAGUUGGUUUCAACGCUUCUAGCAAUGGUACUCCUUUGUCACCAGUUAAAACUAGUCCUUCAACUCCACUGACUAAUGCGCCAACUGUAUUACAGUCGUCUCAUGUAUUAAUGCCCAGUGAAAUAUCAAUACCAGCUGUCUCGAUCACUGCCUACAAUAACCGAAGUCCCUCGUUAAGUCCAACCAUUCAGGAGCAAGAUGUUACUGCUUCGAUAAAUAAAAGUAACCAUCACCACAACGGAAAUAGUUCCGAAGUUAAUCAAGUCACUGUUGCCACUACACCUAUAUUGAGUGAUUCUUGCGGUCAUUUGACAAAAGACCAACCUCCUACUCCUACCCUUACUCCCGUGGAGUUUGUUGAUCAGUCUGUGCAAAAAUCGGGAUAUGUGCAUCAAAACCUUAAUCAAUCUCUUAACGCAGUGACAGCAGAAAAUUCCUCUGGCUUAGAACAAUUGGCUAGCACGGCACUCUGCGAACUUCAAAAUUUACAGAGAAGAGAUGUCAUACACAACGAAGAAACCAGAACUGGUAGAGAAUCUGAUGUUUUCUCUGAUGAAGGUCACAUUUCGCAUCCUACAUCUCCAUUUGAAGAGCGUACACCUGUUAAAAAUAUAGUGUCGCCUAUUUCAUAUGAAAGUACAACGGGAAGCACACCCGCACCACCGCAAACCGAUUCAGAAUUUCCACAAUAUGAUCAUGAUGAGCCCAUGAAAGGAUUUGGUGAAACCACCGAUUCAGAGAGUGAACCAUCUAAGUCUGAAUUUACAAGAAUUAAUAAGACAUCACAUGUUAAAGGCAAAGAUUUACAAAACAAACGUAGAUAUAAGAUCAAUCAGAAGAACCAUGAAGAGGUCUCUUCUGAUGAUGCAGGUUCACGUCAACGUAAAUCUGGAACAAGACGGCCGAAAGCCACAUUGACAAAAAGAAAACUAUCAUUUACAUCUGAUCGUACUCCCAAAGACAACAAGAGACAAUUUCGAUCAAGAACUACGUCUAAUAAUAGUAGUCGUAACACUUCACCAAGUCUGGGAUCUACAAAUGCAAAUGUCGUUGAUGAGAUGGUCAUUGAUGAACCAGAGCGGUCAGGGGAGCAGCUUUAUUGUGUCUGCCGGUCAUCUGACGGCCAAUCAUUUAUGAUUGAAUGUGACAAUUGUGAUGAAUGGUUUCAUGGUGCCUGUGUAAAAAUAUCAUCCGAAGAAUCAUUAAUGGUGGAUAAAUUUUAUUGUCCGAAUUGUACAGCUAGAUUUGAAAAAUUGAAAUUCUGUUCAGUCAAAUGCGGAAUGGAUUUCAAUCGUAUUCUUCUCGAAAAGGAAGAAAGGGCAGCUAAAAUGAAAUUGCUGUUAAGCAAGAAAAAUAAGGACAAUAAAAAAGGACCGAUAAAACGAAAUGUUACAAAUCGCACAGGACAAUUGGAAGAUGUCGAAAGAUUGAAAAGGAUAGCGAAGAAAGAAGCUAAAAUCAAAAAAGAGUUGGAAGAAAUCGAGACUCUUAAUAAUGUUGCUGGACGGGGCAUAGAGAGGGUUCAAAGUGAGAGUGAUCAAGUUGAUAGUGAUGGAUCAGCCCAAGAUGCUCCAUGCGAAUUUGAGAAACAAUCUGAGAGCGAUGGACCUACACAUAAUGCACCAAUUUGUGGAUACAGUCCUCGUUUUGAUUGGGCUAUUGAUAAAGACGAUGUGAAAUAUGUUGAGGAAGAAAUUUGUACAAUUCAGAAGGCGCGUUGUAAAAAGCAUCGUAAUUGGCAAAAACUUGCUGGAGAAAAGAGAUUGAUAAAGGCACAAAUGAGGAAACGAAACGAUAUGGAAGAAGCAAUAAUAAAUGAAACAAUUGAUCAUAUGGCUGGAUGGUGA